This is a messenger RNA of Solanum verrucosum, 1252 nucleotides long. RefSeq names its product phospholipase A1-II 1-like. Gene Ontology annotation, molecular function: glycerophospholipid phospholipase A1 activity. The record is from RefSeq and is a predicted model, not a curated record. Lineage: Eukaryota; Viridiplantae; Streptophyta; Magnoliopsida; Solanales; Solanaceae. Bases 20 to 1252 code for a protein of 410 amino acids. The transcript has 2 exons. Gene Ontology annotation, biological process: lipid metabolic process.
GUAUUGAAUCAGAAGAAAGAUGGCCUGCAUUAACAAAGGAUGGGAGGUUGUAAGUAGAAAAAUCAGGAGCUGUUUGAAAAGGAAAAAGGGGAUCGAGAACAGAGACAAGAGCAUAGCUGAAAGAUGGGAGAUUUUAAGUGGAAAAAACAAUUGGGAAGGAUUACUUGACCCUUUGGAUUAUGAUCUACGACGAUACCUUAUCCACUAUGGCCAAAUGCCUCAAGCCAUCUACGACUCAUUCAAUAAUGAGAAAGUUUCAAAAUACAGAGGAACAAGUCGAUACUCCAAAAAGAACCUCUUCAUAAGGGUGGGGCUCCAUAAAAACAAAUAUGAAAUCACCAAAUAUUUCUAUGGAGCUUCAAGUAAAACUGAAAAGGUCAAAGUAUCAAAUUGGAUUGGGUUUGUUGCUGUUGCUACUGAUGAAGGUAAAGUUGAAUUAGGGAGGAGAGACAUUUUAAUUGCUUGGAGAGGGACUAUAACUGUCUCGGAAUGGAAUGAUGAUUUCGAAUUUUCCUUGGUCCAACCAAUUGAAAUCUUUGGAGAAAAUGCGGAUAACAUUCUUGUACACAAAGGUUUUUAUUCAAUUUAUACUUGUCUUGAUGAAGCUUCAAAUUUCAAUCGGACAACCAGUGCUAGAGAUCAGGUUCUUGAAGAAGUUAAAAGGUUGUUGGAUCAAUACAAAGAGGAGGAAGUUAGCAUCAGUGUUACAGGCCACAGCUUGGGUUCAUCAUUAGCCACACUAUGCGCGAUCGACAUAGUUGUCAGCCAAGUCAAUAAGGGGUUUCCAGUAACUGCAUUUUUAUUUGCUAGCCCACGAGUUGGAGAGGCCAAUUUCAAGAAAGCUUAUCAAAAUUUGAAAAACUUGCACAUCUUGCGGAUUACCAAUGCAUCUGAUUACAUUACGAAGCUGCCAGAUCGUGGACAGGUGGAGGGUUCUGAAACAGAUUGGAGAGUGUAUGAAGAUGUUGGCUUUGAACUUUCAAUUGAUACUACAAAAUCAGACUACUUGAAGAAAGAGAUAAAUGGUCAUAUUUUGGAGGUUUAUUUGCACGGAAUCGCUGGAACACAUGGAUCAGAAGGAGAGUUCAAGUUGGAGAUAAAUCGGGAUACUGCUCUUAUGAAUAAAGCAGAUGAUGUGUUGAAGGAUAAAUAUGGUGUACCAGUGUCGUGGUGGACCGAGAAGAAUAAAGGAAUGGUUCAACACGAAAACGGAUCUUGGAUUCUUAUGGAUCACGAGGAUGACGACAAUUAG